Messenger RNA from Staurois parvus, 309 nucleotides. Lineage: Eukaryota; Metazoa; Chordata; Amphibia; Anura; Ranidae. The record is from the annotation of a GenBank genome assembly.
CCACCUGUGCCACUCUGCAGUGUCACACACCUGUGCCCAGAAGUGCCACCCACCUGUGCCCACCAGUGCCACCCACCUGUGCCCACCACGGUUGUGCCAGUCAGUGCCGUCUAUCAGUACCCAUCAUCAGUGUCACCUAUCAGUGCCGCCUAUCAGUGCUGCAUAUUAGUGCCGCCUAUCCGUGACACCUCAUUAGUGCUGUCUAUCAGUGCCGCCUAUCCGUGCCACCUCAUUAGUACUGCCUAUCAGUGCCCUUUAGUGCUGCCUAUCAGUGCCCAUCAGUGCCCAUCAGUGCUGCCUCAUCAACGC